Molecule: messenger RNA, 3806 nt
Organism: Blastomyces dermatitidis ER-3
Lineage: Eukaryota; Fungi; Ascomycota; Eurotiomycetes; Onygenales; Ajellomycetaceae
Product: homeobox and C2H2 transcription factor
Exons: 1
Coding region: 752-3409 (885 amino acids)
Biological process (GO): regulation of DNA-templated transcription
Molecular function (GO): DNA binding
Source: RefSeq, a predicted model, not a curated record
CUGACUUUAGCUCCAUUUCCGCCGCAUAUUGCUCUCAAGCCUCAACCUCAGGACAACUUGAUCUGAGGGACUGUGGAGCGUUUAUUCCUUGUCUUUUCUUGCCUCAUGAGCCCUUUAACCCCCCGUCAAAUUGUUCCCCUCUAAUCACGCGGCUGUAGACCUGAAGAGCCCGACAAGGUUUAUGAAGAAAGCUCAGGAGCAGCAUUGUCGGUCGAGAGAGAUGAAGAGGAUCGACAGGUAACUAACUAUCAGUGGCAGUGGAGCAAUUCAUCUUAUCCAAGAACCAAGAUCCUUGACCCCAGCUUAAUCUUGAACUAAGCUACUUAAUAAUGGGGCUAACAAGGUUGUUGCAUGAAACCAUCGCUGUGCUCUACCCCGCUGCCAACACUACUCCAAGAUCAGAUAUCCCAUGUAGACCCAGACUCGCUCGAAGUCAAUGCCACAGCCGAGUCCGGAACCUCUCCACCGAUGCAAGGCGAGCCCAACCAGAGCUUAACAAACACGAAGUUCCCUGAAUCGGUGACUCAAUCUAGUCUUCUCUUCUGGAACAUUUCUUCUCUUUGACAUUCUUCCGCCCAACUUCUCCAUCUCCUGUUGUUUUCAUCUGCCCUCUUUCUUUCCAUAUACAGUCGAAGCUCCCACGGAGUUUCACCCCCUUCUCAGCCUCCGUCAUCUUGUUGCCUGGGCUUCAACCCAAAUUGCCGCCAGGGGGCAAUCUGGCUCGGUUUGUGUUGAAACGGUCACAUAUAUCAUGGAAUAUUUCGACUUCGAACAAGCAGCCCUGGAUGACGAUGUUGACUCUAAUUGCCAAGUGAUCGAUGAAUCUGACUUUAUUGAGAAGUAUGAUACUUUAAUUGUUGAAGACGCACCUGUGCUCCCCUCUCCCGUGCCGCCCACCACCGCACAGCCUGAUAACUCUCAAGAACAAGAAGCGCUCCCAAGCAUACUUGAUAGGGGUGUCUUUCCUGUCACCCGGGCUGAGGAGCCCUGCGAUCUGUGUCGUUCCCGAGGCCUUGACUGUUUCAUGGCACAACGGGGUGUGAUGCAGAACAACGGUUGUACAUGCUGUAUCUCUCUCUACCGUGAAUGCAGUUUCACACGGACUAAGCCUCAUGAAAACGGAUUGGAUACGUUACAUGUUGUCUCCGAAGACAGCUACGUGCCAAUCGGCAGCUUCACAGGCAAGAAACUUUUAAGGUCAUUUCAUGGUGGCACCUGCAGUACCACUUUUGAGGAAACGGAACCGAGCGGACGAAAGAGUGGCUCCAGAUUCCCAAGAGAAGCUAUUCGGGUCUUAAAGGCGUGGCUCACGGAGCACGCCAGCCAUCCCUAUCCCUCAGACAAGGAAAAAGACGAAUUGAAGUUGAAGACAGGCCUAAAGCGUAGCCAGAUCUGCAAUUGGCUUGCAAAUGCCCGUCGUCGAGGCAAAGUCCGACCAUCGCUACGCGAUCGCUCUCCUCCACCCACGGGGGCUCUGGAUAUUCCACGAAAACAGCUAGCUCCAGGAGUCGAUAUUUCCGAAUUGACUCCCCUUGAACGUUGGAAGCAUUCGCCCCCUGAACACGAACCUGCGUCAGCCACAGAUAUUAUCCGAGCCAUGGCAAAUGCACCGUUCGCUCCGGAGCGGAAUCCGUCCAGUGGCGGGGAGAAAAAUCCCUCCAGUGCUGGCCGUUUCCGCGCGCAUUCUCGACAAACGGGUUCGAGCACUGACGGUUCAGGUCUUUCCAAUGUACUUCCCGCCCGGUCGGUGAGUAGCUACAGUUUGGACACGACACAAUCCAGUAUUUCCGAUAUGUCUUUCGCAUCCGCCUUCUCUCAUCGCUCGUCCCGCGCCUCGUUCAACUCUUUUGACGGAAAAGACCGCCGUAGACGUCGCCAUAAAUCUGCAGUUGGGCAAAAUGCGUUUCAAAAUGCCCGGGCUGCUCGAAUUUUCCAAUGCACUUUCUGCACUGAUUCAUUUAGUACCAAAUAUGAUUGGCGACGGCACGAGAAGUCAUUGCAUCUUGCGUUGGAGAAAUGGACAUGUACGCUGCAGGGAGGGGUUGUCACAAUAAAUGGCGCAGUCGUCUGUGCUUUUUGCAAAAGCCCCAACCCAGAUGACGACCACCUUGAGUCACAUAAUUUCAAAGCUUGCCAGGAGAAGUCCCUUCAGGAACGGACCUUCUAUCGAAAGGACCACCUCAGUCAACAUCUCCGUCUGAUGCAUCGUGUAAAGUUCGGCUCUUGGAUGGAAAGCUGGAGAAGUGCGACUACGGAGAUCCGGUCCCGCUGUGGGUUUUGCUCCGCCAUAUUUAAUACCUGGAAAGAUCGUGUCGAUCAUCUCUCAAUUCAUUUCAAAGCUGGUAAUGAUAUGUCGCAGUGGAAAGGUGACUGGGGUUUCGAACCUAGCGUUCAGCGGCUUGUCGAAAAUGGCAUGCCUCCAUAUCUAAUUGGAGAAGAACGAAAGACACCAGAUCCGUGGGUCGCUAGACCUCCGGCGAAGAAAUCCAGUUAUGAUGCACUAAGGAGAGGUUCAAAUCCCGGCUCCAGCGCUGAGUCAGGUGACAUCCCUGUCCCGGGAGACGCAAAUUGUUUCCGCCGCCUAGGGAUUGAACUCUCCGCGUAUAUCAGCCGCCAGGUUGCCAGUGGCAUCAUUCCGACAGAUUCGGACAUCUUGAGCGAAGCCCGACAAAUCGUAUAUGGAUCUGACGACCCGUGGAACCAAACUUGUGCCGACAAUCCGAUAUGGCUAUCUAUUCUCAAGCGAGACAACGGCCUGUGUGAACCCCCAGGAGUCGAAAAUAUCCAGCUAGAUGACUUGGGCAUGCAGCCGCCCUUCGCUGCCCCUGGACUCUCCCAACCCCCUAUGCAUAAAUUUCUGACCAUCCCGCCUAACCUCACCAAUGCUGGUGUCAACAGUUCCGGGUUCCAAAGCCCAGCAUUCUACAGCACCAGUUUCAAUUCUGGAGCUCCGAGCAUCCACGGCAGUUUCAUGGACAGCGCCACGGGAAGCGUGGGUGUAAGUUCAGCUGGAUUCCCCAGUGGCGGCUGGCCAGGCUUGACAACAUCCAACGCACUAUCUUCUUCUGCUCCGGUAAGCGCUGGCUUCGAUCUGGGAAUCCAGAAUACGCACCACUAUCUCCAACAACCUCCGGGCAGUGUUCAAGGGGAUCUAGGUGCACACUUCAGUGAUAUGCAUAUCGAUAGGUUCGAACCUGGAGGCCACUACCGGAUGGGCAACAAUGAGGGUAAAUUUGGUGCUAUUGACCGGCACAGUCUGUCCGAGGCCCCUUCCUAUUUCGAAGUGCCAUCUACUAUGCCAAUAGACAUCCCCUCAUCGGUUGCUCCUGUGUCUGGGACCCAUAUCGCGUCCGGUUCGUUUGAGCCUUGUUUCCGGAACAUAUUUGAUGAUCACUUUGAUAUGAACUAGUGUCUGCUCCUUUUGCAUUGUUCUUUCGUGCGAUUCAGGACAAUAUUUGGGGGCAAUGGUUGGUCUGCGCAGGCCAUUCUCAGUUGCUACGAAAUCGAUUUAUCCACGUCAGGCUGUUAAUUAUAUGAUAGAGAAGGAGAAGGUGGGGGGGAGGGAAUAAAGGAAAAGAAAGGCAAGAUACCUCAGCGCUACAAAACGCCAUGAUGAUAUGUUUGCUUUUAUAGUUUGGGACGACAGUUGGGUACAAAAGUUUGAUUACAUUAUCGAAGAAUAGAAAGGAUCAGAAUGAAUAUGAAGGGAAGUGGAUGAUUUUUCAACAGCUUAUCAUCAUCUGCCUUGGCCUAAUUUGCGUCAUUUUUAAUACAUUUUGUGAUGUUUUUCUUUUCUUUUCUUUUUU